AUGUCCUCCGACCUCUGCCCCGUCUAUGCCCCCUUCUUCAGUGCUAUGGGCUGCACAAGCGCAAUUGUCUUCACCUGCAUUGGUGCCAGUUAUGGUACCGCAAAAUCUGGCGUUGGAAUCUCAGCUAUGUCCGUCCUCCGACCCGACCUUAUGAUGAAGUGUGUCGUACCCGUUAUUAUGGCUGGUAUUAUUGCUAUCUACGGACUCGUCGUGUCGGUCCUCAUUGCUGGUGACCUGCAAUCCUCGAUGUCUCUUGCCCAAGGCUUCACUCAACUCGGAGCUGGUCUUGCUGUCGGUCUCGCUGGUCUUGCUGCUGGUUUCGCUGUCGGAAUUGUUGGUGAUGCUGGUGUCCGUGGCACUGCCCAACAACCUAGGCUCUUCGUCGGCAUGAUCCUCAUCCUCAUCUUUGCCGAAGUCUUGGGUCUCUACGGCCUCAUUGUUGCCCUCAUCAUGAACACGAAGUCUCAGGCUAUGAAGUGCUGA
Molecule: messenger RNA, 483 nt
Organism: Cyclocybe aegerita
Lineage: Eukaryota; Fungi; Basidiomycota; Agaricomycetes; Agaricales; Hemipholiotaceae
Source: the annotation of a GenBank genome assembly